Molecule: messenger RNA, 1644 nt
Organism: Penicillium salamii
Lineage: Eukaryota; Fungi; Ascomycota; Eurotiomycetes; Eurotiales; Aspergillaceae
Source: the annotation of a GenBank genome assembly
AUGCCAAAUAUAUCUCCAAUUACAUAUAAUACCUUCCCAUGGCCAUCUAGUCAAUACUCUCAAAUCCCACCAGAUCAAUUGGACUCAAGUGACACAAUGUCCAUAUCCAAACUCGCUCGAUGGCGCACCUACUGGUUCGCACUGGUACUAUGCUGCGGCGGUGCUCUAUUCGGCUAUGACUCCGGCGUCAUAGGCGGCGUACUCACCUUCCCUUCAUUCGAGGAUUCCUUCGGGAUAACGCCAUCCCAAAAAACAAGCAUCAGUGCCAUUGCCGUAGGAAUCCAGCAGGCAGGCGCAUUUGCAGGCUGUUUCCUCGUCUGGCCACUGACUAAUAUCUAUGGACGACGGAUCGCAAUGGCAGUGUGCAGUCUGGUCUUUUGUAUCGGGGUGAUUCUGGAAACCGUCGAUACUCGUUCCCUGGUGGCGUUUUAUGUCGGUCGGGUGAUUUGUGGCUUGGGGGUUGGGGGUUCGGCGACAAUUAUCCCAAUCUAUAUGUCGGAGAUGGCACCCAAGGAGAUCCGUGGACAGCUGGGGAGCUGUUACCAGCUUACUUAUACGGUCGGGAUUCUGGUGUCGUAUUGGAUUGACUAUGGUGUUAAGAGUAUGGAGGCCAGUGCGCGACAGUGGCAAUUGCCUAUUGGGUUGCAGCUUGUUCCCGGUUUGCUGAUGGGAGUUGGAAUGCUGGGUAUUAGUGAGAGUGUGCGGUGGCUUUUGGCGAAGGGGCGAGAGGAAGAGGCAUGGAAUAGUCUGGUUUGGAUACGUGCUGGAGAGGGCGAGGAUGUAAGAGGUGAGUUUGACGAUAUGAGACGAGGCCUGGAAGAAGAGAGACAUGCGACUGCUGGGUUUCGGAUGCGGGAGCUACUCGAAGGCCCGAAUCUGCACCGCCUACUUAUUGGCGGAGGCCUGUUUCUGGCGCAGCAGUCGACUGGGUCGACGGCGUUGGCGUAUUUCGGGCCUCAGUUCUUUGCAUUGCUGGUUGGGGAUGGCGAUCGGACAUUGUUGCUCACUGGCAUUUUCGGCGCUAUCAAGGUCGUGUCGUGUCUGAUCUUUGUGGUCUUUUUAUCUGAUCGAUUUGGUCGUCGGCCCUUGCUUGCUGGUGGUGCGGCUUUCAUGGCUGUAUGCAUGAUUGCGACUGCGGCUGUGAUCAAGACGUAUCCGCAGCCUGGGGAUGGGACUGUUUCAUCGUCUGGAAUUGCGACUGUCGCCUUGAUUUACCUCGAUAUCAUUGCCUACAACUUCAGCUGGGGGCCAUUGCCUUGGCCAUGCACAAGUGAGAUCUUCCCAACUCGCAUUCGCGAGCCGGGUGUUGCGUUCGGUGUUGGAUCGCAGUGGUUGUUCAACUUUGUGUGGAGCUUCUCGACGCCAUAUAUCCAGGCUAGUCUUGGAUGGGCGACAUUCUUGCUCUUUGGGUUGCUGGAUGUGGUUAUUGUCGGCUUUACCUAUUUCUGUCUUAAAGAGACUGCCGGCAAGACCCUUGAAGAGAUCAAUGGUAUGUUUGAGGGGAUUCCUGACUUCGAGCAAGGGAAGUCUACCAGUUUAGAUGAAGACAGGCAGUCCUGUCAUGCUCGGGAGUCGUCAACUGUCACUCGGUCAGACUCUAAGCAUCAAGCUGCACAUGUUGAGUCAGUCGCCGGACGAUCUUGA